This is a messenger RNA of Microplitis demolitor, 768 nucleotides long. RefSeq lists its product as uncharacterized. The transcript has 4 exons. The coding region runs from base 217 to 645 and encodes 142 amino acids. The record is from RefSeq and is a predicted model, not a curated record. Lineage: Eukaryota; Metazoa; Arthropoda; Insecta; Hymenoptera; Braconidae.
GUUGUGGUCGAGGGUACUAGCAAUUAAAAAAUAAAUUACAUGUGACGUGAUAAAUUUCCAGGAAAAAAUAUUUCACCUCUCCCUGUAGUUCAAAAGUCGCUAGUAAAUUUUUGUGGAAUUUCAUUCAGCGAUCACACAGUAAAUAAAAAUACAAGUUCUAAUUCUGAAAUCCUUAAUAGUGAUUGUUAUCUGUUGUGUCAUCUCAGAAAUAAAACCAUGGAAAUGAUUAAAUUCUUAUCAAAAGUAUUACUAAUGACAUCAUUUAUGACCACUGUAACCGUCGCUAGAUAUAUUCCGGCGAACAAUUACAUACUUUUGGAAAAAUUAAUAAAUCGUUACGAUCCAAGUGUCAUUAAUUAUGAUUACAUUGAAGACGAUCCGGACAAUCAGGUGGCUGCGAGAAAAGAUGCGCUUUUACUGGAGAAAUUAAUGCUGACGUUACAGAAAAAUACGGAGGAGGAUUCUCAAAUGAUGGAUUUCCAGGGUAGAAAAAAUUCAUUACUUGAAGAACCACAGUUUCAGAAACUUAUGAUCAGAAGAAAUAGAUCUGAGAAUCGGAAAACUGGGAUGGAUCUUCAACGACGAGGGCGCAUCAACGGAAGUGUAUACUGGAAAUGUUAUUUUAAUGCCGUCACAUGUUUUUAAAAUAAAAUAUUUUAAAAAUUGACAAAUAUACGAUAAUCCCUUAUUAUAUACAUAUAUAUAUAUAAAUAUGUCAGCAUUCUUUUAUUGUCUCUACAUCUUUUGAAAAAAAAAGCCUAAUGCACA